AUGUUCAUAGCUGAAAUCUUUUUUUUGAUCAUUUUUGAAAUUGUGUCCUUUAUUGGUAUUUUGGGAAAUGGAUUCAUUAUAGUUGUGAAUGGACGCCAAUGGUUCCAAAGCAGGAAGAUGACCCCUUCUGAUUUCCUCUUGACCAGCCUGAGUGCCUCCAGAUUUAUCAUGCAGUUGGGUCUUCUGAUAAACUACAUUGUGUACUUCAGUCUAGAUGUCCAUUUUGUCUCAGAUGAUGUCAUGUUCUUUUCCUGGAUGUUUUUCAACAUGACCAGCCACUGGUGUGCCACAUGGCUGAGUGUUUUCUAUUGUGUAAAGGUCACCAACUUUGCCAACCCCCUCUUCCUCUGGCUGAAAGCAAGGAUCAAUAUGCUUGCACCCAGGCUGCUUGGACUGUCCAUAGCUGUUUUCGUGGCCUUUUGUCUUCCUUCACUUGUUGAUUAUUUUGGACACACAAAGUGGUGCAAUCUGACAGAAACUCUGCCGGGGAAUGCUAGCCAAAGAGAGGGUUGUGUCACUGCUGCCAUUAUUUUUCUUCCAAUUCAAUUUUCUUUUUAUGUCAUAAAUUUGUGCCCAAGCACAAUUGCAAUCAUUCUUUUGCUUGUCUCUCUGUGGAGACACACAAGAAAUCUCAAGAAAAGCGGUGUUGGUGUUCAGGACCUCAGCACUCAGGUUCACAUUAAAGUCAUGGCCCUUUUGUUGUUCUGGUUUUUCUUCUACUUUGUAGAUUUCAUUACUUUGACAGUAUAUACUGACCGCGUUAUUCAUAUUGGGGAAGUUCAAGGACUGCUUCUUGGCAUCUUGAUGUCUGCAUUUCCUUCUGCACACUCUAUUAUAUUGAUAAUAAACAAUCCUAAACUGAAAGAAAUGUAUGCUUACGUCAUUAAAAAAUGUUUGCUCAUCAUAGACAUCAGGCACAGAACAUGGAAAAAAGGGCCUUCCGUACCAGACAGGAAAAGACAUUCCCUCCCCAUUUAA
Anolis sagrei ordinatus is the source of this 978-nucleotide messenger RNA. RefSeq names its product taste receptor type 2 member 116-like. The record is from RefSeq and is a predicted model, not a curated record. Gene Ontology annotation, molecular function: bitter taste receptor activity; G protein-coupled receptor activity. Gene Ontology annotation, cellular component: membrane. Lineage: Eukaryota; Metazoa; Chordata; Lepidosauria; Squamata; Anolidae. Gene Ontology annotation, biological process: sensory perception of taste; G protein-coupled receptor signaling pathway; detection of chemical stimulus involved in sensory perception of bitter taste.